GUACCUAUUUUGUGAUCUUCACGGAUGAAGCGUCACCUGUCACCCAAGCAUUUUUCGGGACAAUGAAUGCCAAAAGGAGCAAGACGCAUUCCCCAGGGAAUAUCUUUACCUCGAUGCAGAUGCCCGACCCAGCAAACGUUGAUUCCAGGCCGGCAACGGCGGCACAUCAUGCCACCAUCCGUUGGGAAGAUACCUGCCGUGGCCCGCGUCAGCAGACAUUACAGGGACCAAGCCUUGUAACUUGCAAGCGCUGCC
Messenger RNA from Colletotrichum acutatum, 255 nucleotides. RefSeq lists its product as uncharacterized. Lineage: Eukaryota; Fungi; Ascomycota; Sordariomycetes; Glomerellales; Glomerellaceae. The record is from RefSeq and is a predicted model, not a curated record. Bases 67 to 240 code for a protein of 57 amino acids. The transcript has a single exon.